AUGCCCAAAGUUCUCUUGAGUGGAGGUAGCGGCUUCAUUGCUGCUCACGUUGUUGACAUCCUGCUCGCGCACGGCUUCGACACCGUAGUCACCGUGAGGUCCGAGGAGAAGGGCCAAAGGAUUCUAGAGGCUCAUCCAAAUACGCCAAAAGAAAAGCUUUCCUACGUUAUUGUCAAGGAUAUCGCAGCAGAGGGUGCCUUUGAUGAAGCCGUCAAAUCUGACCCGCCAUUCGACUAUGUCCUGCAUACUGCAUCGCCCUUUCACCACAAUGUGCAAGAUCCAGUGAAAGACUUCUUGGACCCCGCCAUCAAGGGAACAACCGGUAUACUGAAGGCAAUCAAGGCCUAUGCUCCAACAGUGAAGAGGGUCGUUAUCACUUCUUCAUUCGCAGCGAUUGUCAAUGGCAAGAAGCAUGCCGAUUCGUACAGCGAGAAGAAUUGGAACCCGGUAACUUGGGAGGAAGCCUUGAUCUCCUCUAAUACCUACCGUGCGAGCAAGACUUUUGCAGAGAAAGCAGCCUGGGACUUUGUAGAGAAGGAGAAGCCGAACUUCGAUAUUGCAACUAUCAACCCGCCCUUUGUUUUUGGGCCAGUUGUGCAUUAUCUGAACUCAUUGGACGCCAUCAACACUUCGAACCAGAAAGUUCGUGACGUGAUUCAGGGAAAGUGGAAGGACGCCAUUCCUCCAUCCUUCACAUUCCUCUGGGUAGAUGUGCGCGAUGUUGCACUUGCGCAUGUUAGGGCUAUCGAGGUCCCAGAGGCCGGUGGCCAGCGUUUCUUUGUCACCGCCGGUUAUUACACAAACAAAGAGAUUGCAGACGUGGUCCGAGAAUCGCUGCCCGAACUUGAAGAUAAAUUGCCCUCGAAGGACAUUCCGAGUGAUUUUCCGGCGGACAUCUACGGCUACGACAACAAGAGAUCCGUUGAUGUUUUGGGCAUCCAAUACCGGACAUUGAAAGAGUCCAUUGCUGACACGGCUAAGUCAUUGUUGUCCAUUGGCGUCUGA
Aspergillus luchuensis is the source of this 1005-nucleotide messenger RNA. RefSeq names its product SDR family oxidoreductase. The record is from RefSeq and is a predicted model, not a curated record. Gene Ontology annotation, molecular function: oxidoreductase activity, acting on the CH-OH group of donors, NAD or NADP as acceptor. The coding region runs from base 1 to 1005 and encodes 334 amino acids. Lineage: Eukaryota; Fungi; Ascomycota; Eurotiomycetes; Eurotiales; Aspergillaceae. The transcript has 5 exons.